Messenger RNA from Misgurnus anguillicaudatus (oriental weatherfish), 3399 nucleotides. It is a transcript of the gene fnbp1a, whose product is annotated as formin binding protein 1a. Gene Ontology annotation, molecular function: protein binding. Gene Ontology annotation, biological process: endocytosis; signal transduction. The record is from RefSeq and is a predicted model, not a curated record. Lineage: Eukaryota; Metazoa; Chordata; Actinopteri; Cypriniformes; Cobitidae.
GUGUGGUGGGAUUUGGCGCUGCGUGGUGCUCUGCGCGCGGCCGUCCAGUUCUGUCUCUCAGGCGCGUGAAUGCACGGGUACCAAAGCAUUAUCUUAAUUUCCAGUUUCAUCGGCAAUUUGCACAAUGCGGAGGUGAAAACGCGCGGUCUCGUCCGAACCAUUGACGGCACGCACUGGUAAUAUGCCAGUCGGUUUAAUUUUCAUCAUCUGAAAGCUAUUGCUAGUAAAGAAUCACGCAUGCAUUCAAACAGAGGAUUACCGCGGAGGAAUUGCCUUGAAACCAUGAACUGCAGCUGGGGGACGGAGCUGUGGGAUCAGUUUGAUAAUCUAGAAAAGCAUACUCAGUGGGGCAUUGAGUUUUUGGAACGCUACACAAAGUUUGUGAAGGAACGGUCUGAAAUUGAAUGUAGCUAUGCCAAGCAGCUGAGAAGUCUGUCCAAGAAAUAUCAGCUGAAGAAGAACUCCAAAGAGGAAGAUGAAUUCAAGUACACGUCAUGCCGAGCUUUUCUCAUGACCUUAAAUGAGCUGAACGACUACGCGGGUCAGCACGAGGUCAUCGCUGAAAAUCUGUCCUCUCAAAUCAUGAUCGAGUUGACCCGCUACAUUCAAGAACUGAAGGCUGAACGCAAAUCGCAUUUCCACGAUGGCCGUCGAGCUCAGCAGCACAUUGAAAAUUCCUGGAAGCAGUUGGAGUCGAGUAAGAGAAGAUUCGAGCGGGAUUGUAAAGAAGCGGACCGCGCGCAGCAUUACUUCGACAAGAUGGAUGCCGACAUUAACGUGACUAAAGCGGAUGUGGAGAAGCGGUGUUCUUUCAAGGCUAAACAGCAAGCUCAGAUGAGGCAUCAAAUAGCUGAAGACAGUAAAAACGAGUACUUGACCUACCUGCAGAAGUUUAACAAGGACCAGCAUGAGCAUUACUACACGCUCAUACCACACAUCUUUCAGAGGAUACAGGAGAUGGAGGAACGACGGGUGGGCAGGGUAAGAGAAAGCAUGCGAGUGUACUCCGAGGUUGAACGUAAAGUACUGCCUAUCGUCAGCAAGUGUCUGGACGGCAUGACCAAGGCAGCUGAAUCCAUCGAGCCUAAAAUGGACAGUAAACAAGUGGUAGAGUCAUACAAAUCGGGCUUUGAACCCCCGGGCGAUGUGGAGUUUGAGGACUAUAGUGUGUCUAUGAAGAGGGCGGUGUCAGAAUCAAGCUUCUUAAAUACUCGUGGAGAGAGCAGACGCCGCAGCAGGAGCAGACUGUGGCCUUUACUCAAGAGAAACAAGCUUAUGUCUUUGUUAGCAUCACCCCGUCAGCCUCCUCCCCCUCCUCCCACCUCCCCGUCCCCUGAGGGCCUCCCCAACGGCCCUCAGUCCCCGCAGCAGGCCAAGGAGCCCCUGAGUCAGCGCCUCAACGACUUCAUGAGCACCAAACACAAAAUGCACUGCCUGCGGAGCCUGAAGCGUGGGCUUUCUCUAAAGCUGGGAACGGGACAAGAGGACUAUAGUCAUCUCCCCCCCGAACAGAGAAGGAAAAAACUUCAAGCCAAACUCAAUGACAUCAAUAAAGACAUCCAGAAAGAGAUGGAUCAGAGGGAUGCCUUGACUAAAAUGAAAGAUGUUUACUGUAAGAAUCCUCACUUAGGGGAUCCAGACAGUAUAGAUCCACGUUUAGAAGAGAUCACACAGAGCUUGGAAAAGUUGCAACUUGAAGCGCAGAAAUUUGAGGGCUGGCUGACGGAGUUGGAAAGAAAGUUACUUGAAAAGGCAUCGGAGCCUCAGAGACAGAGCGGCCAUUUUGACUCGCAGGGCAACACGCCUCUUACUAACAACUACGGUCAAAACCGAGAGAGUCCGGAUGGCAGCUACACGGAAGAUCCCAGCACCGAGACCAGCAUGCAGUUUAAAUCUCGCAGUACCGAGUUUGAUGAAGACUUUGAUGAGGAGGAACCUUUACCCACCAUUGGAACAUGCAAGGCACUUUAUCCAUUUGAAGGUCAAAAUGAGGGUACCAUAUCCAUGAGCGAAGGGGAGAUGCUGUACGUAAUCGAGGAGGACAAGGGCGACGGGUGGACUCGAGUUCGCAAAAACGAGGACGAGGAAGGAUACGUGCCCACAUCCUACAUCAAACUCUUUUUGGACGCGAAUGCCAAAGGUGCUAUGACAUACAUAUAAUCCCACGUCACCCGGAAGGGUGGUUUAACUGUACACACAGCAGACGAGAGCGUGAAAAUGUCAUCGUCCUCGGUUAAAAGAGGAAGCGGGGUGAUUCCUGUUUUUGAUAAGUUCAAGACGCCAUGCAUAUUGCACAGUUCUGGUCUGUAUAUUUUGAUUUAUUUUGCCCUCAGAGUCAAUCGAUGUUAAAUAUCCGUAAGGCAAUAAAGACACGGCUGCUGGGUAAUUUUGAUAUCUAAUGGAAAUGGCUGGUUUACCAACAUGUCAUGUUGAUAUUUAACAUUACGGCAUAUUAGGUGAACAUGUCAUGUUAAUUUUAAGCGUAUUUGAAGAGCUCAGAUGCAAGUGCGUCUGACAUGUUUUUUUUUUUCAAAAUUAGAUUCUGCCAACAAAGUUGUAUUUCUGAAUGGCCUUAGGCUGGAAAGUAUUUGAUGGAUGUAAUAGUGCCCAGAGCGUUCGGUCAAAAUAUCAUUUUCAUUUUUGACUGAGGUGGCGUUUAGAGGAUUUUGCAUCUGAGCUCCUCGUUGGUUUACUGCUGUUAUCAAGACUCACUCAUGGUUUAUUAAUAUUUCUUUUAUGGUAUAGAAGCAAUCAGAUGUUUUAAAACCUACAUGAUUAGGAAAUGUCUUAAAAGUAAAUACUUUAAAGGGAUAGUUUACCCUAAAACAAAAACAUGCUCAUUUAUUUACUCAUCGUUAUGUAUAUUGAACGCCUUAAUGUCUUGAUCCGUUUUAACUCAAACGCAGGAUGGUGGAUGAUGAACGCCUCUUCAAGCUUCAAAAGGACCCAAAAGUGUUAAGGCCCAUUCACAUUAUGGACAAUAACUAUAAAAAUAUAGUUUAAAAAUUGUUGACACCAAAACUUUAACAAUUAAAAUAAAAGAAACGAUAUCAUUGGGCUCCCUUUCGGAGCGAUUUUUUUUUUCUUCUCCAACUGGUAAAAACAUUGACAACCAAACAAAUCUUUUUGAAUUUAACGUUUAAAGUUUUUCGCUACUCAGGUAUCCAUCCCUUCUGUGGUUGCAGUCAAACUGACGGCGUUAUGUUUUUAUUUAAUUACAUUGACUACAUCAAUAGAUAAGAUAAUAGAUUACACAAAAAAGAUUCAAAAGGAUAUCUACAAUAUUAGUUUAAUGCCAUUAAAUAUAAACGAUUUGCGCAAGUAUGGUGGCAUGCAAACAAAUUAACGUGCGUACGCUAAUAUAGUUUUCCUGCAGAAAAUUUGUUAGUUAAGGUGGUA